AUGGGAGAUGAGAGCACACAACUCGAGAUUCUCAAUCCAAAAAUCGCCACUGCCAGUCGAGAGACGAUCAUAACUGAUGACUCUGAUACACUCAAGAGGCAUUUCGAUAUAUUGACAAGUACCAUCGCCAAUACCCAGCUAUCUUCUCUUUCAAGACAACUAUCAGAAGAUAACCGAAGGGCCCUGAAAGAUAAAUAUGGGAUUGAACGAAAGAACGAUUUGGAAUCUUUCUUAAAUGAGAUAGUUACUGAUAUAUCCAAGUAUCAAUGUCAUGACGGAAGUUCUUGGAGAGAAGUAUUGGAUAAAGUACAGUACAGCGUCACAUCCUCAUCCUCCUCAAAUGAUCAGGAAGAGGAAAAUGAAGAUCAGAGAGCAAAAGAGGGGGAUAUGAUGAUUUAUGCAGAUUCAGGCGAAAUCUUCAAAGUGAUUUGGGAUGAAGAGACUACUAGAUUGCGCUUGAGUAAUCUUCCAGUCCAAUCAAGGGAUGAGGAUUAUUAUCAGAGGAUUGAAGAUAGGAUGAACAGAGCUGGUGAUACGUCUAGGUGGAAAUUGAGUAUCAAACCUGUAGAAAUAGACCAUACAUCAUGA
Kwoniella botswanensis is the source of this 588-nucleotide messenger RNA. RefSeq lists its product as uncharacterized. The coding region runs from base 1 to 588 and encodes 195 amino acids. The record is from RefSeq and is a predicted model, not a curated record. The transcript has a single exon. NCBI's taxonomy places the organism in Eukaryota, Fungi, Basidiomycota, Tremellomycetes, Tremellales, Cryptococcaceae.